Messenger RNA from Macrosteles quadrilineatus (aster leafhopper), 1869 nucleotides. RefSeq lists its product as uncharacterized. Bases 1 to 1869 code for a protein of 622 amino acids. The transcript has 3 exons. Lineage: Eukaryota; Metazoa; Arthropoda; Insecta; Hemiptera; Cicadellidae. The record is from RefSeq and is a predicted model, not a curated record.
AUGGCGGACGUGAAGGACGUGGUAGAGUGCCCGGUCUGCGACAAACGGUGUUUAGACAAUGACAGAGCGAUUUUCUGUAAUGGAAUGUGUCACUCCUGGCACCACGCCAAAUGUGUGAACAUAACUGUAAAAAAGUAUAGUGAAAUACAGAAGGUGGAAGAUUUUAUGAAGUGGUUUUGCCCGGUCUGUGACGUCAAACUGAGGAACUACAUCUCCCGAACCAAUGCGGAAUCGGAGCUAGCUUCAACCGCUGUGGAAAUAAUUGGCAUCUCGACAACGUUGCUGUCUGUGUAUAGGUCACCUGAUGGCCCCUUUGAAACAUUUAUAACACAACUGGAGCUGUGUCUUGACUUUCUUAGUAAACUUUACUCAAGGCUGAUUGUGUGUGGCGACUUCAACGUGCAUCUGGAACGCCCUUCGAGAGAAGAAUCCAUAUUUGUGAACUUAUUAAGAAGUUUUGAUCUCCACAUAACCUCAAGGGAUCCGACCAGAAGAAGUGCUUGUCUGGACGCUAUAGCUACCAACAUAAACUCCUGGGACCAUAGGACUGAGGUGGUUAAAUCACUGGUGGCGGAUCACGACGGAGCUGUGCUCAUGUCAUUGGUAGCAGACCAGGUAAGGACCCAACCUGCAUGGUGUGAUAAUUAUCUAAUUAAAAAAAGAGUUAUAGAUAAGACCAACCUGCCUACUUUGUGCAAAGAGCUAGGGAAAGUAGACUGGGACUCAAUCCAACAUAUUCAACAUGCUGAAUCUGCUUUUUCUGUCUUUUCUACAAUGUACCAAGAUAAAUUUGAUGAGAUCUUUCCGUUAAAAGUUUGCAAAUUCAAAUCAACCUCUAACAAACCUAAGCCCCUAAAUAGCAAUAAGUCAUGGUAUACCCCUCAACUUGCAGCUAUACGCUCUCAUAUGAUCCUAGUUCAUGAUCAUUAUAAACUUGCCGAUGAUGAUAACCUAAAAGCUCGCUACUUCCUACUCUAUACUAAAAUAAAACAGCACUAUAGUUCUGAAGUUAGGAAUGCAAAGAAGGCACACAAUGUUAAAGUGAUCUCAGAAUCUACUAAUGCCUGUAAAGCCGCGUGGGGGAUUGUUAAUGAACACCGCAAGCAAACUCCUGGCCCCAUUGCUGUAGCGUCACCUGACGAAUUCAACAACUUCUUUGUUAAAGUUGCAGAUGACAUAAUCUCUGAUUUACCUCUGUUACAGCAUCAGGACCCCCUACACCAACUUGACGAUUUUUCCUCGAACCAUACACUAACACAUUGGAACAAGAUCCUUGAGACCGUUAUGAAAAUCCAACUGAUGGCCUACCUUGAAAAUAAUAACUUACUUUCUGAGGCUCAACACGGUUUUAGGAGCGGACGCUCUACGACCACUGCAUUGACGUUUCUUGUUGAGAAAAUCACGGAAGCCUUUGAACAAAGCGAGUCAGUCCUUCUGAGACUCUGCGACCUCAGCAAGGCCUUCGAUGUCGUGAGUCAUGAUCUGCUAAUAGCAAAACUUAGGAAGUAUGGAGUUGGAGGUGCUGUCCUUGACACCUUGUCCUGCUACCUGGCCGACCGCAAGCAGGUUGGGUCCCUAAAUGGUGCUUCCUCUUGUAUUAGAGACGUCCCACACGGAGUACCUCAGGGCUCGGUGCUAGGCCCAAUCCUCUUCAGCUUGAUGAUUAACGACCUGUGGCUUAAUGGAUCCACCAUGUUAUUUGCAGACGACACUACCCUCAUAUCACAGGGGAAGGACAUUGGACAGGUUCGGACGGAGGCCGACCACCUACUGGAACGGGCCAAAGACUGGUUCAACAUGAACCGAUUCAAGCUAAAUGAGGACAAAACCCAAUCGCUGCUGUGCACCCUAAAGCUUGAUCCACAUUAA